Messenger RNA from Chrysemys picta bellii (western painted turtle), 4913 nucleotides. The record is from RefSeq and is a predicted model, not a curated record. NCBI's taxonomy places the organism in Eukaryota, Metazoa, Chordata, Testudines, Emydidae.
CUGAGUGUAAUAGUGCUGCAAAACAGGGCUUUGGAGCGGAGCCCGGAGCUGGAGCGUGGACCAGUAGGUUUGCCCGGAGUCGGAGCGGAGCAAUUCAAAAAUUUGAUUGCUCCAAAUCCCUGCUGCCAAAUCCUGGCUUCCUUUGCUUAAGAGCAGCAAGGCUCUUUGUUUGCGUUUAUAGAAAUGUGCCUUUGAACUGCACAGUACAUACCACACAUUGCCUUUCCGAAAAGGCAAAUGCCACGUUUGUGUCUUACCUGUCUAUAAUCUUAUUCGGUAUUACCAGUCCAGAUGAACCUAGGAGUGUGAAAGAUAUGAGGAGCAAAGAUAUAGAGCUUAAAUUUCAACACUAAGAUAAAUGGAGCCAAACUCAUUCAUCCUUGAUAUAAUGGCUCCAUUAAGUCACAAGUGCAUGUGGCCGGUUGACUUAAAUAGAACUUCAUUCAUUAACUUUAUUUUCUCCCUCAGCCUUUUCUACACUAGGAUGAAUAUUUGUUGCAGUUUGCAGGUUUCAGCAAUGGGUGCAGGUGCUGAAUUUGGUUUGUCUGUACUCAGCAGUAAUUGAGCUCCAUCCAUUGCAGACCCCCUUUGUUGGCCACUGACUCCAUUAUUCUUGUGUGGACACGGCUUUUGUGUUUAAGGCAUUGGAUUUAUUUAAUUAGCAUUCAAACACUUUUGUUACCACAAUAGUAUUAUGCUACUGACAUGGUACAAAAGGCCAAGUAAACUUAGGUUAAUGAUUAGUUUGCUGUGCUUUCAUAUAUAAAUGAGAAUGAAAUACAAAAAGGCUACCUGCUGUAAAGCUGAUAGGCAAUUUGAGUCUCUCAGAUUACUUAAAACCAAGCAUUGAUCUACAGGUCAGAUCUCUGUGACUUUGGGUAUUUUAAAUUGUAUAGGUGCAUUGACUGUAACAUUUGAACCUUACUAAAUGGUAUCCUCUAGCCUCUUCCUUUCAAUUGUGGGCUCCUUUUAUACACUUCUUUCAGACUGAGAGCAGUAGAUGAAAGCUUGAUGACAGGAUGCAGUUAAUUUAAACACUUUGGACUGGUAACAGCUGGAUUUUCUCCAUCUAUUCACCCACCGGUCUGUCCAGCUGCCAGGCACGUCGCUUCACUGAAACGACCUGGUCCCUUAACAAUAAUUUAACCUUUUGGGCAUGUUGGUUAAUUUCCCCCCCCCAGGUUCCUGACUGUACCAGGUGAGCUAAAGGGGCGUUCUGUUGUGUCAUUUUUGAGUAAUGUAAACUUAAUCUUUGACGUUCAAUGAUGAAUUUAGCAAAGUAAAUGCUAAACAAAGAAUAAAUGCCAGAGCUCUAGAGCUGUAAUUCUAGUGGCUUUCCUGCUGGUUUCACUGAUUCUCCUUUACCCCAACAGGAGAGUCUCGCUGUGUAUUCUCUCCAGUUGUUGACCCUGUUAAUUAACAUUAGCUCUUAAUGACAGGACAGAAUACUCUAUAGCUUCUAACAAAUCCAAGUUCUACUCAUUGAAUGUUGCAGCUUGGGAGUGAUUCCUGCCUGUGUUUCAGACUUGGCUGUGUGUGAACUUGUUCAGAAUGUGGUGUGAUCAGCGUGUCUCACUUAACUCUGAUGUUGUCUCUUUUCCCUUCCUUUUUGCCUGCCUGCUGCUUUCAUUCUGUAGUAUUGGUAUUUGCCAUUCAUUUCACCUUCUGCAUCUAUGCAUCUCAUGAGCUCGGAGCUCUUCACUCUAACCUAUGGAGCUUUGGUCACUCAGCUGUGUAAGGACUAUGAGAACGACGAAGAUGUCAAUAAACAGCUUGACAAAAUGGGCUACAACAUUGGAGUUCGAUUAAUAGAAGAUUUUCUGGCCCGGUCCAAUGUGGGAAGAUGCCAUGACUUCCGGGAAACUGCAGAUGUAAUUGCAAAGGUGGCAUUUAAAAUGUAUCUGGGCAUCACCCCGAGCAUCACCAACUGGAGCCCAGCAGGCGAUGAGUUCUCCCUCAUCUUGGAAAAUAACCCUCUGGUGGACUUUGUGGAGCUGCCUGAUAACCACUCAUCUCUUAUUUACUCCAACCUCUUGUGUGGGGUGCUGCGAGGAGCGCUGGAAAUGGUUCAGAUGGCCGUGGACGUGAAAUUUGUCCAGGAUACGUUGAAAGGAGAUGGCGUCACAGAAAUACGGAUGAAGUUUGUUAGGCGGAUUGAAGACAAUCUCCCGGCUGGAGAGGAGUGAGCCACAGCGCAAUCUCCCCAAGGGACUGGAGGGACCAGCUGCUGUGGCCUGUAGCUCGUCAUGGACUCGUAGGGAUUUAGUGCCCCCUUUAAAUUCCAACUCCUAAAGACUCACUGACUGUUUACGUUGUUACAUUUCCAUUUUCCAUAUAAGACAGCCCUCUGGGUUACUCUGCUUAUCCCAUAGGUUCACUCUAAAGAUUUUCAUAGGGUGGAUAACUUUUUCAUACGACCCACAGAGACUCUUUCUACACUCAGUUUUUAGCUGGAUAUUUGGCUGUGGGCAAAGUUUGCUCCUUAAAUGCUAAAAGAUCUCCAGGCGAUUCAAGUAUGGGACUGAGUUUCAUAACCAAAAGAGAACUCAUCACGGGAGCUGCUUUCUUCUUGAGACACAUGCAUUGCUCCCACUGAUGCUUGUGAAGGCUAUACUAGGCUUGCAGAUGGAGGGGGUGACACAUGUGACUGACUGGCUAACACAUGUAUGUAGCAGCAAAGAAUGAAGCAUAUAAAGUGAAAGGAAUGGGAGCGCCUAAUGGCGCACACAGUUGGUCCUACUCUCUCCAGUUGUGCCUCUUCUUACUGAGGACACAAUGUCUGUAGUUAAAACACUGCAAUAGGCUCAUGGAGUGAAAAAGUGAUGGCAGAGCACUUCAGACAAGCCCUUUUUAUCCAAAAUAAAGCUUGGGGGCUUUUCAGUGCAAAUGAUCUGCUUCCAUUUGGGGUCAUGGUGCUCUUGGGGGAGAGGGGUUUGGUGGCAAAGCGAACUUCUGGUUUGUCAGGGACUGUAUUUGAGGGUCAGCAGCAUCAGGCUCUUAGUUCAUUUAGCAGAACAGAAUUUCAGUGGCCACAUUAGCACCCCGCGGCUCUCACUGUUGCACUAAUCCUCUUAACAUUUCCAGUCUCUGCUGAAAAAAGUAGCCCUGGUUAGCGUGCUAUGAAUAUUUGGUCUGAAACAUUUGUUAUUAAAUAUUGUUCUCCAAAAUAUACACUGAGAUACACACUGAUCUCAGCUUCUUACUCAAAGCAAACUACUCAUAACUAAUUCUGAGUUUAAUAGUUAAAUGCACAUAAAAUUAAAACCUCAUUAUCUUAAGGAUUAGACCGGGAAGGCUGCCUUAGAGUGUAGUAUCCUAACAGGAGGCUGGGCGCCUUCCUUCAGAGGAAAACGGUAUAAAGAUGAAGAGCAUAAACAGCAUCUCAGGAGAUUCAAAUUACCUGCUUCCUUCUUUUUGGAGGCAAGAAUUUUCAGUUUUUCUCCCACAACAAUGCUGCUAGGAGCCGAUCCGUGGAACAGUCUUGUGCUAUGGUGGUGGUCUGACUCUGUUAUGUGAUAAGGUUCAUAGGGGGACAAGUAAAUUGCAUUAUAAUGCCCUGAAUAUUUUUAAUAGAAAAAAUAAAUUACAGUGGCUGAAAUGCAUUCAGCAUUUCAUAUAGUGUACACAGCCUGGAUUUUAUUUCCACUGUCUGACAAAAUCUAGAUAUCAAAUCUAAACAGUAUGAAGUACUAAAUGCAUUUCAGCCAAUGUAAUUCCACUUUCCUGCUAUGAUAUAGAAAUACUCCGCAGUGUGAAAUGGGACUUUGGUACUUUCUGUUGUGCAUAGUUAGAUUAAAACAGAAGUUUCCACUUUAUUUUAAUUGGUAAGGUACAGCAAUUUAUAUUCUCUGCUCUUGUUUAGAAUAACUAAAUGAAUUGAAGUAGUGGUACUGGGUCUAACAUAAACCAAGAGGCUAGAAAAUUCACCCCUUUUGGCACGUUAUUCAAAUGGAAAAUUCAAUUGAACAUUGCAAAGUGCUUGGAGGAUGAAAAGCAUUUAAGUGCAAUGUUAUGAGAGACAAAUUUUAACAGGCAUUUUCAAAAUGAACCCCUCUGGGACAUGAGUUGUGACUACCUUAAUGUCAGCCUUAGCCAGGAAGUCGUGGACUGGACUGUGCAGACAAAUGUCCCCUUUUAUCUGUAGUGGGGGGAUGUCUCCAAGUUGAAGAUGAGCACACACUGAAAGAUGGUGUGAGUGAAGCUUGAGCUGCUGCCACCUCUGUUAUAUCUGUUCUAGGGAUAGACGCUGCAAAUCUGUCGCCUUUCACUAGCCUGAAAUGCCCUUUAGUCCACUUCUGUAAAAUCCUUUGCUGGGUACGUCUGUGACCGUGAAAAGCUCCCCCAUCUGAGUCAGAAUUUACCUUGGCGUUCAGUGCAAUUACAACUCUGAGCAAAUCCUGCCUCUUUCACUUGAUUCCUGAGGGCAAAGGUAGGUAUGAUUAUGAAGUGAACUACAGUCACCAAGUUCAUUUCACCCAGUCAGUGAGUGGAGUGCAGAAGGGUUUGAAACGGAACUGUCUAGAUUGUGAAUGUUCUUGUUAUGUAUUGGUCCAUCUACUGUCUUAUUUAUAUCCCUCUAUGAGAUAGAUGCCAGUUCCUGUUUUGAACAUUGAGCUGUCUGGAAUGUCACCCAUUGUGGAAUUCCUGCCUCACCCGAAUGAAUUCCGAUAGCUACAGGAGUUGAAUGCCCAAAAUAGUAUCUUGCAAUUCUCCCUUAAGGGGGCAGUAAGAGUCUAUACUUAGAGUUGCAUUGACAGAGCUGAUGGCUCUGUGUGUGUGUUGGGUGUACAAUUGCAAUGUGGUGUUUCAAAGAUGUGUAAGGAUCACUCAUUUGUUUCACUUUAUUGGUCCUUGUAAACCAUUUUAAGGCUGCAUUUUAAAAGCCAUUACAUUAAAAAACAUCCCAAUGAUGA